Messenger RNA from Telopea speciosissima, 804 nucleotides. RefSeq lists its product as uncharacterized. The transcript has a single exon. Lineage: Eukaryota; Viridiplantae; Streptophyta; Magnoliopsida; Proteales; Proteaceae. The coding region runs from base 1 to 804 and encodes 267 amino acids. The record is from RefSeq and is a predicted model, not a curated record.
AUGGCUAUUACUAGGUCUGAUGCUUCUUUAAUUCAAGAUGUUCAACAUAUGCUUCACCAGCAAUUUCACAUUAAAGAUCUGGGGCAACUUAAAUACUUUUAUGGUAUAGAGGUGGCUCGUUCCAGCAUUGGUUUAUAUCUUUGUCAACAAAAAUAUGUUCUUGACAUUUUGGACGAUUGUGGCUACACUGGUGCCCAGCCCGUUGACACACCCAUGGAGCAAAAUUUGAAGUUAUCCAAUGAUACAGGUGAUCUCCUUGCGGAUUCGUCUUCUUAUUGUCGUUUGGUUGGACGACUGAUAUAUCUAAUGGUCACUCGUCCUGAUAUCAUUCAUACUGUCAAUAUUUUGAGUCAAUUCAUGCAUCAACCCCAACACCAUCACCUUGAUGCUGCUCACUGUUUGUUACGAUAUCUCAAAACAAAUCCAAGACAAGGGCUCCAUUACCGUUCUGACAGUACACUUGACCUCUACGUCAAUUGUGAUUCAAAUUGGGCCAACUGUCCCAUGACUCGCCGUUCAACCAUUGGCUACUGUGUAUUAUUGAGUUCCAGCCUUAUUUCUUGGAAGACUAAGAAGCAACACACAAUUUCUCAAUCCUCUGCCGAAGCUAAGUAUCGAGCAAUGGCUGUUGCGACCUGUGAAUUAAUAUGGCUCACAUAUUUACUACGCGACAUUGGGCUGCCACACCGCCCUCUCGUUCCGUUAUAUUGUGAUAAUCAAGCAGCUCUCCACAUUGCUGCCAAUCUUGUCUUUUAUGAACGAACCAAGCACAUCGAAAUUGAUUGUCACCUUGUUCGUGAAUGA